UGUUGUCACAAAAGUUAUGAGCGAGUUAAAAAGAAAAUUUCAGCUGAUAGUUCCCCAACAAUCGAUUGGGAUUGAUGAUCGUAUUGAACACAUUAUGAGCUUGAUAGAUGCGAAAUUCAAUGAUACACAAAUUAUCGGAAUAUAUGGGAUGGGCGGUAUUGGUAAGACGACUCUUGCGAAAGUGUUAUACAACAAGCUCUCCAUUCAGUUUGAGUAUCAUAACUUUGUGGCAGAUUGUCGAGAAACAUAUCAACGCGAGGGCAUUAAAUGCCUACAAAAGCAGCUCAUAUCUGGCCUUGGAAGUUCGUGUGAUGUGUCUAAUGUGGAUGAGGGAAUCAAUCUCAUCAAAUCUCGAUUUGCACAAAAGAAAGCCCUCAUUUUUCUUGAUGAUAUAGAUGCUAAUGCUCACUUGAAAUAUUUGGUCGACCGUGAUUGGUUUAAGGUAGGAAGUAUAGUCAUCAUAACAACUAGAAAUCGGGAUGCUCUUGAUGAGGUUGGGGCAAACCACACGUACCAACUCAACGAGUUGUCUUUAGAGCAAUCAUUGAUUUUAUUUAGUAGACAUGCAUUUCAAGAGGAUUCUCCUCCGAGUGAUUAUAAGGUUAUCUCUCAUGAUAUUGUAUUUACUACUGGGGGGCUUCCUUUAGCUCUUGAAGUUAUAAGUUCAUUCUUACGUGGAAAGAGAAGAGAAGUAUGGAAUGAUACAUUAAAAAAAUUAAAGAAAGAGCCUCAUGAGAAAGUGCAAGAGACAUUCAAGAUAAGCUACGGAGCAUUAGAUUAUCAAGAGAAACAGAUAUUUUUGGAUAUUGCAUGCUUUUUUAUUGGAUCAUCUCCACAAAAUCCAAUUUAUAUGUGGGAUGCCUGUGAUUUUUACGCAUGGAGUGGGAUGGAAGUGUUGAGUCUUAGGUCCCUAAUUAAAAUUAGCGAAGAUGGCAAGCUACGGAUGCAUGAUCAACUUAGAGAUUUUGCAAGGAGUCUAGAAAAUUCACGGGAGCCCCAAGAACGUAGCAGAUUAUGGAUCUAUGAGGAAGCGUCGGAUGUGCUUGUUAGCAACAAGGGCACUAGAAAGAUUGAGGCCCUUUCUCUUGGCAAAUGUGGUACAGGAAAAAGAUACGCAGCUAAACAAUUUAAAGAAUUGACCAACUUGAGAUUCCUUCAAGUGGAUGGUACAAAUUUCAUCGGAGAUUUCCAAAGCUUACUUCCUAAAUUAAGAUGGCUUCGGUGGGAGGGUUGUCCCUCGAAUUUCGUUGCGGCCAACUUUCAUCUAAAGAAACUAGUUGUACUUGAUCUGUCAAACAGUGCAAUUUCGGAGGAUUGGGGAGGAUGGGUACCCCUCAAGAUAGCAACCGAACUCAAAGUUCUCAACCUCACACGUUGUCUAUCUUUGAAAAGAACUCCCAACUUGUCCACUUUUGUAAGACUAGAGAUUUUGAUUCUCGUAAAUUGUAACAAUUUGGAAGAGAUUCAUCAUUCUACUGGGGACAUCAAGACACUCAUUUCCUUGGAUGUCAGUUUUUGUAAAAAACUCAAGAAGCUACCAGAAGGAAUAGGUAGAAUGGUAGAAUUGAGGAGGCUUGUCAUAGAAGGCACCGGUAUACAAGAGAUUCCUAUUUCAAGUGAUUGUUUGAUGAAGUUGGAGUACUUGUCUCUUUGUUGCAAACAAAUUUCUCAACUUCCUAAAUCCAUGGGCUCCUUGGUAUCGUUAACCCAAUUAGACAUAUCUAGUUCAGCAAUUGAAGAAUUACCUGAAUCUAUUAGUUCCGUGAAGGAGCUCAAGAGUCUUCAUGCCUGGCAGUGUACAUUGCUAGCUCACAUACCUAGCUCCAUUGGCGAUCUAGCAUCUCUGCAAAGCUUGUUCUUACAUGACUGCUUUUCAUUGACAGAAAUCCCCGACUCGAUUGGAAAAUUGUCAUCAUUGAUUGAACUGGACUUAACAUGCACAUCGAUUACGAAAUUACCUGAAAGUAUUAGGAAUCUGCAAAAUUUGAGGAUCUUAGACAUUAGUGGCUCUCACAUAACAGAAUUGUCUAAUGCCAUCGGGAUGUUGGCAAAACUCCAAGAAUUGAGAGCUUUCAAUUGCACAAAUCUGGAACGACUACCUAGUAGUAUAGGCAAACUGGUUUCGCUAGAGAAGCUUAUUUUAUUUGAGACGGGCAUUUCGAGCUUGCCAAAAGGCAUUUCUAAGCUCUCUUCUCUCCAAGAACUCGAUGUUAAAUUUUGUAUAAAGCUUCGAGAAUUACCAAAACUACCCUCGGGCUUAAUAACUCUAUAUGUUACCUGCCACAGUUCGUCUUUGCCCCAUCUUUCUCAGCUAACCCGUCUCAAGGAACUCGCUCUUGCUCAUUGCCAUUGGCUUGAAUAUGUCCCAGAGCUUCCCAUUGGACUAUCGGAGCUUUCUAUCUUUUGUUGUGGAAAACUGAAAGCUUUCACGAAUUUGUCAAACUCGAAGCACUUAUCAUAUUUGCGCCUGGAGCAUUGCUUUGAUCUCGUAGAAGUCACCGGCCUCGAAGUUUCAUAUUGCCUAUUCAACGAUUUACAUACAGGGGAACGCCGUAAGAUCUCUAGGGUUGAUGGGAUUGAAGAUUCUUCCAAAUUGAUGAGUGCAAAGGUAUCUCAGCUUGAUGGAUUGCUAGCUCUUCCCGAUGCAAAGAUUCUGCAGUAUACAAACGUCGCAACAAGUCGCGCGAAUUCAGUUGAAAUCCAGGGCCUUGGUGGACCAAAAUCCUCACAAGUGUCGGAUAUCUUAAAGUGCACGUCCGCCGGACGAUUGUUAGACCUCUCAAGUUUUAAAUAUGUGAGGACCCUCUGUGUUUCCCAUUGCAUGAAUGUAACUGAAAUUCAUGGAUCAGAGUCCUUGAGAGAAUUGAAUAUUUGGAGGUGCCCUUUGCUUAGAUCAAUGGACCUUUCGAAUUCAAAGAAUCCGAAGUGUUAUAUCAGAUUCUGCGAGAACUUGGUUGAAGUUCGAGGCCUUAAGGGAUUGGAGACUUCGGAUAUUCAUGGAUGCCCGUCUCUUAGAGACAAUCGCGAGGCAUUCGGGGGUCGAGAAUAGGUCUCCCGGGAAAAUAUCGAACGCCUCCUGAAUAGAUCGCCGACGAACUUCGCGACGGGAGAGUCAACCUUUCGAGGCGGAGGUGGAGGCCGCGCGGUGGUUCGUCGGGAAAAAGCAUCGCCACGGAAGCACGAAUACAGAGGGAGAGAGAAAGGAAGUGAGGAUCCAUGGCGGAAGAGGAAAGCGCGGAGCUCGAGCAGCUGGAGGAAGAGUUCGCGGCGUGGAAGAAGAACACCCUGAUCCUCAACGACCUCGUCAUCUCCAGCGCCCUCGAGUGGCCGUCCCUCACCGUCCACUGGGCGCGGCUCCCUCCCCAGCCCUCCGCCGGCGACCCUUCCCUCGC
Molecule: messenger RNA, 3392 nt
Organism: Eucalyptus grandis
Lineage: Eukaryota; Viridiplantae; Streptophyta; Magnoliopsida; Myrtales; Myrtaceae
Product: disease resistance protein RUN1-like
Exons: 3
Coding region: 17-3049 (1010 amino acids)
Biological process (GO): defense response
Molecular function (GO): protein binding; ADP binding; ATP hydrolysis activity
Source: RefSeq, a predicted model, not a curated record